Molecule: messenger RNA, 2939 nt
Organism: Physeter macrocephalus (sperm whale)
Lineage: Eukaryota; Metazoa; Chordata; Mammalia; Artiodactyla; Physeteridae
Gene: PRKAR1B
Product: protein kinase cAMP-dependent type I regulatory subunit beta
Exons: 10
Coding region: 378-1412 (344 amino acids)
Biological process (GO): regulation of protein phosphorylation
Cellular component (GO): cAMP-dependent protein kinase complex
Molecular function (GO): cAMP-dependent protein kinase regulator activity
Source: RefSeq, a predicted model, not a curated record
GGGUUCCGGGCCGUCACUGUGACCUGGCCGAGCGCGGGCCGAACGCGCGGCCCUGCCAUUGUUCGCCGGGUUCAUCUUCCCAGGAGGCCCGUCCGCGGGGCUUCGUUUGUUUUCGUUUCCCUUUCUUUUCCUGUGGAGCCUGUAAGAGCUCUCUCCGUCCCCCCGCCAUCUCCCCGGGAGCUCGCGGAGGGCUCUCCAGGCACACACUCUCCUCCAAAGGGGGAGGGAUGGACGCAAGUGAGACCCCAUAACCGCCUGGGCUGCACACGCAGGGCCCCGCUUCUCCGUCGUCAGGUUUCUCAGCCGCUCCCGGAACCUGCCGGAUCCCCCUCCAUCCCCGCGAGCAUCUGUUUAGAGGAAGCGGGCAGCGGGUCGCCAUGGCCUCGCCAUCGGCUCAGCAGCUGGAGGAGGACGACAGCCUGAGGGGCUGCGAGCUCUACGUGCAGAAGCACAGCGUCCAGCAGGUGCUCAAGGACUGCAUCGUGCAGCUUUGCAUCUCCAAGCCCGAGCGCCCCAUGAGGUUCCUCCGGGAGCACUUCGAGAAGCUGGAGAAGGAAGAAAACCGACAGAUCCUGGCGCAGCAGAAGUCGGCCUCCCAGUCGGACUCGCACGAUGAGGAAGUGUCCCCGUCGCCGCCCAACCCGGUGGUGCAAGCCCGGCACCGGCGUGGGGGAGUGAGUGCCGAGGUGUACACAGAGGAGGAUGCCGUGUCCUACGUGCGGAAGGUCAUCCCCAAGGACUACAAGACCAUGACGGCCCUGGCCAAAGCCAUCUCCAAGAACGUGCUCUUUGCUCACCUGGACGACAAUGAGAGAAGCGACAUAUUCGAUGCCAUGUUUCCCGUCACACACAUCGCUGGGGAGACCGUCAUACAGCAAGGGGAUGAAGGGGAUAACUUCUACGUAAUCGACCAAGGGGAAGUGGACGUGUAUGUGAACGGAGAGUGGGUGACCAGCAUCAGUGAAGGCGGCAGCUUCGGAGAGCUGGCCCUCAUCUACGGCACCCCCAGGGCGGCGACUGUGAAGGCCAAGACGGACCUCAAGCUCUGGGGCAUCGACCGGGACAGCUACCGGCGCAUCCUCAUGGGCAGCACGCUGAGGAAGCGCAGGAUGUACGAGGAGUUUCUCAGCAAGGUCUCCAUCCUGGUGUCCCUGGAGAAGUGGGAACGUCUGACAGUGGCUGACGCCUUGGAGCCCGUCCAGUCUGAGGACGGAGAGAAGAUCGUGGUCCAGGGGGAGCCAGGGGACGACUUCUUCAUCAUCACGGAGUGGUCUCCAGUUAAAAGUUUAAUUUGGAAGAUUGGCGCCAGAUUUCUCCACCUGGACCCGCGUGAGUCACCGUUCCCUCCCCCACCACCGCGACAGCUGGCUCUGGGCCGUAAUCCGAGGCCGCCACGCUCGGCCUGUCACUGAUGGGGGCGAGCAGCUGUGUGACCGCUAUGUCCCCCCCGCCUGGGGCUGCGCCUAGGCUGUGGGACCCUCCCAUGACACAGACCCAAAACUAUGUGAGUUUGGCUCACUUCCUACUUCCCUGGCCCUCCUGGCGGGAAGAAUUUAUGUCGCCUGCCCGGGAAAGCACAUGCUCCAGCUGCACGGUUUGCCGUCGGAGAACAGGAGCCUUCGGCGCGGCAGAGGCUGGGGAGGUUGAGUCUGAAAGCCCGCUCUGGUCGCGGUCGCGGCCGCGGCCGCAGAGGGGGUCACUGUGCCGUCCAGAGAGAGUGGUGCCAGCCUUGGGGUUGGUGCAGAGAAAGGAAGUGACAAAGGCUCAACCCCUGGUGACAUUUGGCCGACAUCGCCGGACUUGGAGCCACCUUCUUGGUUUAAAACAACAGAAGCGACUUCCCAGGCUGCUGCUGUCGGCGAGGAUGCUCCGGGUCCCGCUGGCUGGCGCCUGCCCGCCUCUGUGCCUCAGUCCACAAACAUAGUCCCGCCCUGUGACCCGCGAGUUCCGAGGGGACUUCAUCUGGGCUCCCGCAGCAGCCCCUCCUAGGAGGGCGUGCCUGCGGUUCUUCCCGGCACCUGCCUGCUGAUCACGCAGGAAAGAUCUGGAAGGCUGUGGGGUCAGCAGGACAACCACCUCGGGAGGGUCUCGAUGGCGCCAGCAACAGAGCUUUACAGUGUGCAUUUGGGAACCAGGACCUUGGUCACCUCCCAGUCCACAUCUCGGCGCUGAGCCUGGGGCGGGAGGGCCCUUGGGGUUGCAGCUGAAUGAUGGACGUGGUUCCCACCUGAGCUCCAGGGCUGGGGGUGCUUCUGCAGGAACCCCGUGGAGGGAUCCACCCACAGGCAGCAUUCCUGUCCUGGGGUGGGUGACUCAUUCAACAAUGUUUCUUGAAAGAAAGGGGGAAAACCACAGACAGAACAAAUUAUGAUUCCUGCCAGCCAGGUCUCCCCUCCAUAGACCCGAGAGGCCGCAAACCCUGCGUUUCAGCUCCUGCCCCGGCCGUGACCUCAGAGAGGUCAUCCCAAAGGCUCACGCCUGCUCCCCCCAGAAGUGAGCCCUUGGGGUGAAAGUUACCACUUGACUCAGAACAUUUCUGGGGCUUUACUCUCAGGACUUUGAGGGAACUGUGGUCCCUCGAGGUCUGUGUUUUUUUAUCUCAGAUCCUCCUGCAAAGAUAGCCAAUGUCUGGCUCAUGGUUUCUGGAAGACGUUCCAGAAUAAAGUUGCUCAUGCUGUCCAAAUGCAGCUAAACCUGCCGUCGGACGCAAGGGGUGUUGGGGUUUGCACUGGCCUGCACCGUGUUUUUUUAAAAAAACAUUUGAAUUAAUCGUCACUAUUUAAAAAUCAGGGGACUUCCCUGGUGGCACAGUCGUUAAGAAUAUGCCUGCCAAGACGCAUACCUACUAGAGAAUGGACUUGAGGACACGAGGAGGGGGGAGGGUAAGCUGGGACGAAGUGAGAGAGUGGCAUGGACAUACAUACACUACCAAAUGUAAA